CGCACCCCCAUUCGAGGCCUCGGCUGUCAGUCACCGGGUCUCCGAACAGUGAUUUCUCUCCGGCACCCGGUGAUCGGCGAGUAUCUCUGACAGGGAAGAGACCUGUGUAUAUACAACAUAGAUCUCUCUCCUGUCAGCUCCUUCACACUGCUUUAUAUGGCUAUGCAUAGCAGAGCCAGUGGAAAGCACAGACACAGCCUCAUAGCAAAACAGCACACAGUUAACCCUUUUAUCACCACAGAUGUUAACCCCUUCCUGCCCAGUGCCAUUAGUAUAGUGUUAGUGCUUUUUAUUAGCACUGAUCACUGUAUUGGUGUCACUGGGGAUGUCGUUGACACCAAGUUAGUUCCCCCCCCAGUGUCAGAAUGCCCGCCGCAGUCCCACUAUAAGCUGCUG
Messenger RNA from Staurois parvus, 396 nucleotides. The record is from the annotation of a GenBank genome assembly. Lineage: Eukaryota; Metazoa; Chordata; Amphibia; Anura; Ranidae.